UGUUAUGAGGUUGAAAACCACAGUACGCCAUCUUCGUUGCGAAAUAGAGCUCAAUAAUCGUUCACAUAAUGCGGGUUUAGAGCAGAAAUAUUGCAAAAAUGGUUGAUUAAAUAACGCAUUACUUUCUGAAUAUAUAUAUGGUGCUUGUUAGUGUACAAUUUGUAAGGCACCGUCGGAUUUAUUGCAGAAAACGUUCGAGUAUGAUGAACGAGGAAACUGUCGACGGUGAAUCGUAAAAUGGACGUGGCCCAGGUCACGUGGUUAUGACAUUUUCGAGGCAUUUUCUGGUUUUUCUAGGAUGUGUUCUAAAGCAGACGAAGUGUCAUGGAUAGAAUUUGAUUGGAAGACACCCUACUAGCGCAAAAAAGGAACAAUCGAGCUCGCAGAAAUACUAUUUCUGAGGUGCAAAGUGCGUGUGAACUUCAAGCAUAAUAAUAACGUCACGUGUUUUUGUUUAGGUCAUAUACAUUUAUAACUACUUCACGAUUGUGAAUAGUUUUGAAUUGUUACAUGAUUCUUUGAAGAUACAUGUAUUAUUGUUGUUAUUUGAGAUUUAUAAACUUCGUUUUCCAUGAUGUGAAAUGGGCUGUCAAGUUCUUUCAAGCAUGAAAUCUACAUGUCAAAUACCGUGUCCUUGAGACUAUGUUGUAUAGCGGCCAUGGCUCCUGCUCUUACGGAAUCGACCAGUCAGUCUAGAGUACAGCUGCCUGGUAGUCCGCCACCAGUUGUAUCAGAAAAUCCAGUGCAAGUUCAGAAACCUUCCAGUAAAAAUUUAUCAAGCACAGACAUUGCAUCAGUGAAAGCAAAAAUCUCAAGAUCGCUUUCAUCAGAAUUACAAAACACAGCUAGAGGACUUCUGAAACCAAUACAAGGAAAUAUUGAUACAGCACAAGUUAUUCUUACCGAACAAAUACAAAAAAGCUUACAAGAUUUAGGUCUGCCGCCUAAUUUCCCAGACAUUUUAAAACAAUUAACAGCCGUUAAGUCAGAAGUGAACAAUAAAAUUGACAAUCAUCUGAGAGCGUGUGAUAAGAAAAUGAAUCAGCCCUCUCCAGAAAUUGGAUCAAAUGGAACAGAUCUACAUGUUAUAAAACAGAACCCAGUGGUAAAAGAAAAUACUUUGAAUGGACAUUCAAGUAAACAUAAUGACUUGACAAAGCGGGUGAAUUAUACACAUUCAAAUUUGAUUUAUUCUAAAGUGCCAGAUUCACAGAAUACUGCCCUUGAUUUAAGUAAAACUUCCAAAAUGUGUUUAAAUAUUGGAACGGCCACUGCCCAGCAAACUGUUGCACAUCCAAGUACGUCAAGAGAGCAACACUCUGCAAGUUUACAUGUGAAUAGUGGCGUGAAAACUCGUGUAGUUUCUGAAGAGACAAGCAAUGAGGUUAAGCCUGCAGAUCUGAAAGAAAUUACUAGAAAAGAAUAUCUUCUUGAGCGAAGGAGUCAGUUCCUCUUGAGGAGAUUACGCAGGCUUCAAGGUAAACAUCUCGAGUCACAUGUAAAACUACAGCUGAAAGCUUUUGUUGAUUUUCAGCAUCACAAUUUACAGUCUGCUGCAUCGAAAGCCAUCCGACCGUUUGGUGAUUUACCAAACACAUUAUUUAAUAGUAGUGAAGUUAAAAACUUGUCAACGUCAAAUUUGGUAACUUUGGUUCGUAAACUCCAAGCUUCACAACCAAAGCAUAACUUUGAAUCAAAUAAAAAGUCUGAUGCACGAAAGAGUGUACUUGUCAUGGAGCAGAGUGUUUCCUCAGAGUCUGAAAGGAAAUCUGGUCAUCUACGGAGAAAUUUGCGUCACUGGAAUGACAUUGUUGACUCGGAUGUUACAGAGAGCAGUUCUGGUGGUGAAAGUUGCGAAGAAUGGGAAGAUUGCCCUCUGAUGUCGGACAAAAAAGUUCCAACGCCUUUAUAUAAGCGUGCGGAGUGGAAAUGGUCUGUUGAUCGAGCGGCUAUAGUGGCAAGAUGGACUUGGUUGCAAGCGCAAGUGUCUGAUCUCGAGUAUCGUAUUCGGCAACAGAGUGAAAUCUACAAAACUAUAAGAACGAGUAAGGGUGUGGUUACCUUGUCUGACCCACCCUUGUCAGUUGGACCAAGUGGGGAUGCUGGCUCAAAAAGGGCUCAGGAAAUGUCCCCAGCAAAUGUAGCAACUUUAAUGAUCAAUGUGAAUAAGCAAGCUUCUAGGUUGUCCCAAUCUCUUGGAAAUAGUCUUUCACCCGCUCCAGCAGCGGGGCUUGGUACUUUGAACAAGGAUUCUUCUAAGUCACUGAAUGGCAUUGUGGAUGUUUCCCACCAAGACUCGUCAAGUUCUGCACAUUCUCAGCAGUCAUGUACUCCAGUUAAUGGAAAGGCAUUGAGUGAUUGUUCUAGUGCAAAUAUGUCCCCAGUGUUGGGUCAGCCAUUAGAUGCUUCAUGUGUAUCAGCUCGCUGUAGACCAGUGAGGUUUUAUAGAAAACGUAAACUCCUUCACACAGCUGGAUUACAUCAAGUGAACCAUAAAGCAGCACGCUUAUCUAGUGUGAAAUGUCAGUGUUACCCGCCUGUGAUGCCAUGCCCCAUGUGUGGGGGACGAUAUAAUAAUGUGCAAAAACUUGAUGCAGAGUGUAUGCCUAUCAUGGAGAAGGUGUCGCUGUUGGAUCCAGCUUUUCAUCCAGUUUUGUCAUUCCCACAAGAAAUAGCCUUGCCACUGCACUUUGAAGCACUUUUGAAGAGUGGAGAAUGGCAGUCUUCGAAGUCGCAACCAAAAGUCACUAUGAGGGCCAUGGCUGCAGAAAAAAGACGACAGAAGUUAUUAAAUGCCCAGAUAAAAGAGCAGUCAAGGAAGAACAAUCGCAAGAAGUAUAACAAGACUGCGGCAGCUGUCCUUCUAACAUCAGCCAAAUUACGCAGCAAAUAUGAUGGUAAAUCCCCACAUAAGAAAUCAAAGAAGGUUACUGCAGAAACUAGAAUGCGUAGGAAGGAACUGAAGAGACGAAGAGCAGCACAACUAGCAGUUGCAGCUUUGAAGAAGUCUAUGAUCAAUCAGGACACAGAUAUGGACAGUCUCAGUACGCUGAGUCAAACCCCGACUCAUUCUCCGCAGAUGAAAGAUGGAACUCUGUCACACAGCGCAUCGUCCAGCGCCUUGAAAGACCAGAAGGAGCAUAGAAAGAAGAGGUUUGAGAAUGCCUAUGAUAUCAACAACAUUGUUAUCCCGUACAGUAUGGCUGCAUCAACAAGAGUAGAAAAACUGCAGUAUAAAGAGAUUCAGACUCCUAAAUGGAGAGAACUUGGUCAGUCAGAGCAGGAUACUGAGGAGCCACAGGCAGAACAAGAGGUGGAAGACAUGACUGAUGAUACAUUUGCUGACAGACAUGAGACUAUGGAAGCGGAGGAGAGAAAAAGAUUCCGAAAUUUCAUUACAUACCCUCCUGUACGCCGUGGACGGCUUUCUAGAGAAAGUGAGAGUAAUACAUUGGAAACAUUCUCACCAGAGUGUAGUUUAAAUGAAGCCUCUUUCCAGACAGAUAGUGCUGGAUGUUUGUCAUACAUUCACGAAGAAAGGCGACGAAGUGGGUCUACCUCACGUAGAUCAAAUACAUUUGAUGACAGUGUCAGAGAGUAUGAUAGCUACAAUGAUUAUGAAUAUAUGGAGCCAUGGCCGGCAAGACAGUUCCCCAUACCCGAGGAUGUGUACGAAGAAAUGAAAAUUGAACAGAACAGAGUGAGUUCAACUAGAAAUACCUACAGACGUCCAAGAACUGUUAAAGUACAGGAUGAUCCUAGUAUGGAAUUUAUCAGUCCCGACUUCGAACCAUUGGAUUCCGCAACUUUUGCUGCCUCGCCAGCACCAAGUGGAACGUCAACUUCAACUUGUGAUGAUGAAAACGAUCCGGAAUGGAAUGAGAAUAGAGGUGAUAGAAGAUCAUCAAUAAGUAUGAAACAUUCAAAGAGAUGAAAAGAAGCAUACAAAAAGUGUUGCAAAGGAAUUUGAAAAGUAAAGGCAGUGUCUGACUUUGAGCAUGUAAGGCUCGGCAAAGCAGUAUUGGAGGAAGACAGGGCAGUAAGAAAACAAGUGUUUAGAAUUUAAAGUUUGAUUACAAGAACAAAUCAAAUAAGAAGAAAGUCAAGAAAGAGAUUCAACAAGUUGAACUAGAAGUUUUUGCUUUCUAGGAAAUUGUACUAAAAUCCACCACUUAUUGAAAGAAUUAGCAAUAUUUUGCGAAAUAAAACAGAAUGGAAAAAAGAAGAGAAUGUUUCUGAAGAAACAAUUACACGAAUCAGGUUCUUUAAGGUACAAUUAAAGAACAAACAUUUGUAGUGCUAGACAAACUCUUGGAAAAAAGAAUAACUUACAUACCAUUAAAACUUUCUUUCAUAGAACUCUUAACAAAUUGUGCUUUCAUUGUGAAUAUAUUCCAGAUGUAUAUAGAACGUUGUAUAUAAUCCUGUUAUUCUGUUUCAUACGAUCAUGUAUAUAUUUCUUAUUAAUGUUAGUUGAAUUUUUUCUGUGACAUUGAAUUCUUGUGAAGCUUUCCUGUGUUCAGAAAACAGUUUUGCUAUUUUGGUAGUUUUAAAGCUUAAAACGACUUAAGAUAUUAAUGUAAGCAAAGGUAAUAAUUGAGCCCCGCCAUGAGAAAACCAACAUAGUGGCUUUGCGACCAGCAUGGAUCCAGACCAGCCUGCGCAUCUGCGCAGUCCGGUCAGGAUCCAUGCUGUUCGCUUUCAAAGCAUAUUGCUAUUAGAGAAACUGUUAGCGAACAGCAUGGAUCCUGACCAGACUGCGCGGAUGCGCAGGCUGGUCUGGAUCCAUGCUGGUCGCAAAGCCACUAUGUUGGUUUUCUCAUGGCGCGGCUCAUAUAUUGUAAGAGAACUGUUCUAGAACUAUUACUUCAAUAGCACACCUGGAAUUUUAGUAUAAUAAAUAAAAAUGGAAGAAAGUACUUCAAAUAUUUAUCUUUAGCAUACAGUUAACAAAAGGAAGUUUUGUUCUGUUUAAUUUCUGUUUUAUAAUGAUAAUCAUGAUGUUGAUUAUAUACUUGCUGUACUAUGCUACAAGGUUGUAAUAUUAUGCAGGGAGAAAGAUGCUUUUUUUGUCCCAUUACAUUAUUUGAUAUCUGGGACAUUUUAAAAACGGCUUACUUUGAAAUCACUCAUUUUUUUAUAGGGGACUAAUUUUUGUUGCAAAAUUUAACCCCAGUGAAGUAGUAAAAAUUCUAUUAAUUUUAUUUUCAAAGGUCAAAAUCUAUGAGCUUAUAUCUCUACGAAAUAGCUGUUUGGGUCAAAACAAUGAAGUUUCAUGCUCAAGAAAAUGAAUUGACUUACUUACAGGUUGUAAAUGUUUGAAUGGUAAAGUUAAGAGACAGAGGAUAGUAAGUAAAGAACUCCUCUUUCUCAUUUUAGAACAGUUUCCACAUGUAUUCAGAUAAAUGUGUUAUUGUUUUACUGAAAAGGAUAAAUUUCUCCAAAUACUUGAAUGGGGUUGGGGCGGGGGCGGGGGUGGGGGUGGAUACAUUUAUUCUCGGCUAUCUUAAUUACAUUACAAAAAAGAAAAAAAUCUCAAAGCAUAUAUGUUGAAGGCAUUCAGUUAAACUAUCACUUUAAUUUACAAUUUUUCUUUUCAGUUUUGUCUUUGUAAUAGCAUUUGUCAGUAAAAUAUGCACAGUCAUAAGCAUAUUUUGCAUUUUUGGCUGGCUCGAUAUACUCGCUCUAAGUUUGUCUUAAGGAAUUUCCAUUUCAGUUCGUAAUGAAAAAAAAAGUUGAUUCGUUGUGAUUCUAAUUGUUUGAUAUGUAUAUACAGUGUAGUUGUUGGCAGUAUUGUAUAGUGUAUAUAAAGUGAAUCUCUUGAUUUUCAUCUUGUAGAAAUGAGGAUAUCCUAUACACGUGAUAUAAGGCAUUGAUUGGUACAUGCUGUAAACUGUACUGGUGUCAGUGCCCGUGAUAUUUCCCUGUUGUAACGGUUUGGACCACAAUUUCAUAGCUGUGUUAAAUACAAUUGUUGUUGUACGAAAUAAUGUAUAGAUGGCUGCUUGGUAACAAAAUUAUUUCCUGGUUAAAUGGCAUGUUAAGUUACUGUUUUCAUUAUAUAAAUUAAUGGUGAUCAUGUUAAGAAAUGGUUCAGAUCAUAUGUUGUUGUUGGUGUGGGUUUUGCAAGUUACAAAGCUUUCAUCAAAAUUCAAAGUAGUUUUUACCGGCCUGGAAAGCUAAAAAGAGAGCUUCAACUGACAGUUUCUAAAUGUUUCUUUUUUAUCUGGUUUAUUGUUUCUAAUCCAGUCAAACAUUGAGACAAUUUUAUGUAGUUUCUUUUUAUGGCUAUUUGUAAGGUUUAAUUGUAGGUGCCACCUAUUUCUGAAACGAGGUGUCCUUAAGUAUAAUUUUGCUUUAAUUGGAUAAGGGGGAUAUGCUUAUCUGCAUGAAAUGUGCACAAUGUGCUAUUAAAGUCUGCAAUUGCAUUGUGGAAACCAAAUUUGCCAGUUUCUUCUAUACACUGGGAUGAUGCAUUCAGACAAUUUUUGCAGAUAAAGUUACCUCCCUUACUCCUUUACUUGCAGUUAUAUUUUUAACAUGGUUAAAGUAAAAUGUGAGCAUUUUCUAUUCCAGAGUAUUAACUAUCACAAGCUUUAACAAUUUUCUGUCGGUAACCUAAGUUUAUUUUUAGCUCACCUGUCACAAAGUGACAAGGUGAGCUUUUGUGAUCGUGAGGUGUCCGUCGCCCGUGCGUGCGUGCGUCCGUAAACUUUUGCUUGUGACCACUCUAGAGGUCACAUUUUUCAUGGGAUCUUUAUGAAAGUUGGUCAGAAUGUUCAUCUUGAUGAUAUCUAGGUCAAGUUCGAAACUGGGUCACGUGCCGUCAAAAACUAGGUCAGUAGGUCUAAAAAUAGAAAAACCUUGUGACCUCUCUAGAGGCCAUAUAUUUCACAAGAUCUUCAUGAAAAUUGGUCAGAAUGUUCACCUUGAUGAUAUCUAGGUCAAGUUCGAAACUGGGUCACGUGCCAUCAAAAACUAGGUCAGUAGGUCUAAAAAUAGAAAAACCUUAAGACCUCUCUAGAGGCCAUAUAUUUCACAAGAUCUUCAUGAAAGUUGGUCAGAACAUUCACCUUGAUGAUAUCUAGGUCAAGUUUGAAACUGGGUCACGUGCCAUCAAAAACUAGGUCAGUAGGUCAAAUAAUAGAUAAACCUUGUGACCUCUCUAAAGGCCAUAUUUUUCAUGGGAUCUGUAUGAAAGUUGGUCUGAAUGUUCAUCUUGAUGAUAUCUAGGUCAAGUUUGAAACUGGGUCACGUGCGAUCAAAAACUAGGCCAGUAGGUCUAAAAAUAGAAAAACUUUGUGACCUCUCUAGAGGCCAUAUAUUUCAUGAGAUCUUCAUGAAAAUUGGUCAGAAUGUUCACCUUGAUGAUAUCUAGGUCAAGUUCGAAAGUGGGUCACGUGCCAUCAAAAACUAGGUCAGUAGGUCAAAUAAUAAAAAAAACCUUGUGACCUCUCUAGAGGCCAUAUUUUUCAUGCGAACUGUAUGAAAGUUGGUCUGAAUGUUCAUCUUGAUGAUAUCUAGGUCAAGUUUGAAACUGGGUCACGUGCCGUCAAAAACUAGGUCAGUAGGUCAAAUAAUAGAAAAACCUUGUGACCUCUCUAAAGGCCAUAUUUUUCAUUGAAUCUGUAUGAAAAUUGAUCUGAAUGUUCAUCUUGAUGAUAUCUAGAUCAACUUCGAAACACUGUCAUGUGCGGUCUAAAACUAGGUCAGUAGGUCUAAAAAUAGAAAAACCUUGUGACCUCUCUAGAGGCCAUACUUGUGAAUGGAUCUCCAUAAAAAUUGGUCAGAAUGUUCACCUUGAUGAUAUCUAGGUCAAGUUUGAAACUGGGUCACGUGCCUUAAAAAAACUAGGUCAGUAGGUCAAAUAAUAAAAAACCUUGUGACCUCUCUAGAAGCCAUAGUUUUCAUGGGAUCUGUAUGAAAGUUGGUCUGAAUGUUCAGCUUGAUGAUAUCUAGGUCAAGUUUGAAACUGACUGGGUCAGCUGCGGUCAAAAACUAGGUCAGUAGGUCUAAAAUUGUUAAAAUCUUUUGACCUCUGUAGAGGCCAUAUUUUUCAAUGGAUCUUCAUGAAAAUUGAUCUGAAUGUUCACCUUGAUGAUAUCUAGGUCAGUUUCGAAACAGGGUCACAUGCGGUCAAAAACUAGGCUAGUAGGUAUAAAAAUAGAAAAACCUUGUGACCUCUCUAGAAGCCAUAUUUUUCAUGAGAUCUUCAUGAAAAUUAGUGAGAGUGUUCACCUUGAUGAUAUCUAGGUAAAGUUCAAAACAGGGUCACGUACUUUUGAAAACUAGGUCAAUAGGCCAAAUAAUAGAAAAACCUUGUGAUCUCUCUAGAGAUCAUAUUUUUCAAUGGAUAUUCAUGAAAAUUGGUCAGAAUUUUUAUCUUGAUAAUAUCUAGGUCAAGUUCAAGACUGGGUCACAUGAGCUCAAAAACUAGGUCACUAUGUUAAAUAAUAGAAAAAACGACGUCAUACUCAAAACUGGGUCAUGUGGGAAGAGGUGAGCGAUUCAGGACCAUCAUGGUCCUCUUGUUUAUUUUAUUUUUGUAUACUGAAGGAAAAUGAUAGAGAAUAAUUGUUUUUGCAUGUUAAGAUACUUAACAUAUGAUGACUAUGUUUGUUUCAUUGAGAAAGGUGGAAAAAGCAAUUUUCUUGAUGUGUUUAUAAAUAGGAGUUUAUUGGAAUAUUUCAUGCUUAACACAGGAUUCAGUUUUGCUUACAUGCUUCAUUGAAUUAAGUACUCCACAGUAGUUUUUGUUUUGCAAUGUUUGUUGUUACUGCAAGCAGUUUAUAUCUCUAUCUUCUUAGGUUUGCAUGGUCCGUUGCAAACCUUGAAACUUUGCUCAAGGCCGCUGUUUUCAAUAAAUAGGGCUAUAGCAGUAUUUUAAAAUCACCAUUUUGAUGCCUGAAACGGGGCUUGACCUGGAGAAAUGUAUUUCAGUUAUGUUUUACUAGAGAUAAAGAUCCUUCUAAAAGUUAGUAAAGCUUUUAUUUUGUGACAUAGGUAUGUGUGAUACCAGUAUAAUAUAACCACUCGUAGCCAGUCAGUAAAAAUGUUUUUGUCACUACCAGUAAAAAAAAACAAACUUGCCUGCUUAAUAAUGAAUACACAGAUACUCUUGCUAUAUUGUAACUUAUUCAAAUUACUGUUUUAUAUAGAAACUUUACUACUAUGGAAAACUUCUCUCAUAGGAAUAGUCUAUAUAUCAGCAUGUUUCCUUGACAUAGCGGAAUAAAUAAUGCAUCAUAGCCCAUUUCUUUCUUGAAAUGAAGAAUUUUUCCCUGAGUUUUAUCAGCGGAUGUGGCUGGUACUAGCUUAAAAUUCCAAACAGCCAAGUGUUUUGAACAAAAUCAUGUUAAUAUAGUUCCAGUUUUUGAAAUGGAGUUUUUAAGUUUCUAUAUCAUUGUGAUUUAAGUAAAUACAUAUUUGAAUCUUUACAACCUUAAAGUGCUAUUCUGUGCAGAUAACUAUGUUUGCAAUACAUUUUUAUUUUCAGACAUGUUCAUAACCCUUGAACUUACCUUGAUAUGUUUUGUAUUAAAUUUUGCAUCAAGUUUAAUCGAUUGAAGUAUGGAAUUUAUCACAUGAAAAGUGUCGCAUGAAAAAGUAACUUCAAACUUCUUGUAAUAUCUUCUUUAUUUAUACUUUUGGAAACGUAGUUACGUAGAGAUUUUAGUAAUUAAAAGUUUAGUUUAAAAAAUGUUCAGAUUUGUACAAAUAUGUUUCAAAAAUGGUUUCAGAAACUUUUUCAUGAGAUGCAGUUCAGUCAAUGUAUUUCAUUCAUUAUGCUUAACAUUCUAUCCAUUUUGCUCUUUCCUAUUUCUGGUAUAAAUAUAGAAUUAAAAAAACUGAAUUGCAA
Mercenaria mercenaria is the source of this 9859-nucleotide messenger RNA. Its product is annotated as KAT8 regulatory NSL complex subunit 1-like. Bases 617 to 3934 code for a protein of 1105 amino acids. The transcript has 8 exons. Gene Ontology annotation, cellular component: NSL complex. Lineage: Eukaryota; Metazoa; Mollusca; Bivalvia; Venerida; Veneridae. Gene Ontology annotation, molecular function: histone acetyltransferase binding. The record is from RefSeq and is a predicted model, not a curated record.